AUGGCGAUAACCAAAAUCGCCCGCCAGAAUCGAAGAAAAAAGGCGAACGACGGCAAAGAAACACCACAGAUAAGGUCAAGUUCCCGGCUUCAGAAUAUCAUUUCAAAAUCAAAGCCCAAACUCGUUCAGAAAAAGCUUGUUUUUGAGAAAAAAACGAACCCUAACCCUAGUCGCAAGUCCACCACCAACGCAAGUAUGAAGAAUCAAGUUCCAUCCUCUGAUUCAGACGACUUCCAGUCCGACCACGGCCGUAAAAAUCCCAAAAACAUACGGCGGUACUCUAAAUCCAAAAUCCCCAAUCCCACUGAGAAGGGUAAUUCUUCCAACUCCGAUUUUGAAGAUGAAAUUCAACCAGAAGACGUCACUAGUGAAGAAUACUCGAGGGAAGAGGAAUCCCCGGUGGAAAAUUUCAACAAAAGAAACAAAAAAAGGAUUCAAAAUGAGAAAGGGGAAGUAAAUAUGAACAAGAAAAGGAGAAAACCGAACCCAGGCGUGAAACGCAUUCAGAAGCAGAUAGUGUUUAAGGAGUGGGAAUUGCUGAUCCCUUAUCCAAGGGAUAUAAAUGUGAAGGUGCAAAACAGUAACGACAACAGCAAAGAGAAAUGCACGAUAAGUGACAUCAAGAAAACGUUGACGAAGGAGCAAUUGGAAGCUUUUAGAAUGUCAGCUUUUGGGAAGUUCCUUGAUCUGCCACAUUGCAUUGUCCAGAACCAGCUGGUAAACUACAUACUUCUACGCGAGGUUCACCAAGGUAGGACAGAUGAGAUCUGGUUUGACUUUGGAGGGAAAUUCCUCCGAUUUGGUAUAGAGGAAUUUGCUGUCGUGACUGGGUUAAAGUGCAAUGAACUUAGUAAGAAACUGAACAUUCCAAAGAUUGCCAAUGGUCUGCAUGACAAGUAUUUUGCUGGUCUUGAAUUAACUCGGAGCCACAUCAGAUGGCAGUUUCUGAAAAAGUUGUGGGCGAGCGAUGAAGAUGCUGUGAAAUUUGCUAAGUUGCAUUUCUUAGCAAAUUUCCUCAUGGGCUCUCAAGAUGCCCUUCGCAUAGACCGUUGUUUCGUUGACAUGAUUGACAGCCCAGAGUGUGAUGAUUACUCGUGGGGAACUGCUGUUUUUCAAUUCACUCUACUGUACCUGAAGAAAUCAAUUCAAACUAGAGAGCAGAUGCACAUGUCUGACAACGAUGAGGGAAGCAACCUGUAUCAGUUAUAUGGUCUUAUAUUGGCUCUCCAGACAUGGUUUUACGAGGUAUGUGAAACGGCUGAUGGUGUAGUCGCAACCAACAUGGGUGUACACGAUAUCCCGAGGAUAAUCAAGUGGGAAGUUCGUGAACCUUGUACGCGUAGUUUUGUACAGAGAACCUUUUCUAACCUUGAUCACACUAAGUUCAAUAACAUAGUUCCUCCCGAGGCCGAAAAACAAAACCUGUUGUUGGAAUCAUUCUUCACAAAAAGAAAUGAGUUCACCCGAAAAACUACUCCAUCAAGUUCCGCACCGCAACAUACCAAUGAAGAUUAUGUUAUAACCCGCCUCGACAAUCUAACUGCUGAAGUCCAGACCCUGAAGGAAGCAUUCAAUGACUUCUCGAGACGGGUUUUCGAGGAAUUUGCUUUGUUUAAAGAAAAAUUCUUAUUUGUACCGGUCCAAAACCCCCCUUACCCUGAUUUACAGCAACCAAACCCUCAUAUCCAGCCACUCAUUCCUGAUAUCCAUUCACCCAACCAUGAUAUCCCCCCACUCAACCAUGAUAUCCAUCUACCCAAUCCUCACAUCCAUCUACCCAGCAGCCCCAUCGACGACGAUGACAAUUUCCUCUUGAUCAACACCCAGUUCAUUGAGGAGGUUGACAAGACUGUCCAACAAAAAUUAAAUAAAGUGCCAGAGGUCAAAGAACCGAGAGGGUUCAGUUAUGAGCCACACCCCAUAUUCGGUUAUGCAUUGAAUGGAUCUCAGCCUUCGUUUGACGCUAUAAUUGUUGUUCUACCUCCAACGCCACCAUCGAAGAAGACUAUCCCAGAACAGGCUAACAAUUCUGUCGAGAAGAAUGAGACGGUAAAAGGAGUGAACACACAGCUAAUCAAGCAACAACAGCAGCUCCCGUUAGUUGUGUACAGUCCGAAGAAAGACGAAGUGAGGCGAACCAAGAAGCCUAAGAAAACAAUGGCGACCAAAAUUUCCACCAAGAAACAAAUAAGACUUCAGAAGUCUUGCCCAUUCGAUGUGGGGUUUGACAUAAAUGUUUCUGGGGCAGUGGACAUGAAUGAAUUUAGAGACUGGAUUUGUGAGGGUUUGCUCAAGUCGGCUCCUCGCAAAGUCGAAAACGGUUUGAAUUACUACAAGGUCAGGAGCAAAACUUUGCCGUCUCCUUUUCAUUUUAACGUUGUUUCAGUUACUGACAAGAACUGGUUUUACCACAUAUUCGAGAUAGGAUGCUUCCUUGACUGCAGCCACAUGGAUGUCUUAUUCUACUAUCUGAGGAAAAUUGGAUUUUAUGCUAAAUCUUCCCCAGUCAGGUAUGCAACGACUGAUGUGUUGUUUGACCAACACAUUAAGUCGUUGUACGCAUUGUAUGUGUCCCAAUCUCGUAACAAGUCUGUAUGCAAUGUAGACGAUAUGAUAAUUGACUACAUAUUGGGAUAUAAGAUUAUAUGCGGUGUUUCUUGGGCCAAGGUUGAUCACGUCAUGUUCCCGAUGCAUUUGGAAAUAAACGGUGUGGGUCAUUGGAUUUUGGGGCGUUUAUCUCUUGCUGACAUGAAACUGCAUAUCUACAAUUCAAUUCGCACAGUAGACUGCGAUGAUCUUGUUAUCGAGAAUGUGAAGGCUUACGUCGAGAUUCUCCCCAUUUUCCUUCGCUUGGUGAAUCUUUUGAGUACUGGUGAGGCUGACAAAGUCACUGUUGAGGUGGUUAUGGUUGACAAUCUCCCACAGCAGAACAACAGGGAGAGAUACGCAUAUUUGCUGUAUAAUCAUGGUCGAAUGAAACAAAUGAAUGGAUACGACAGUGAUGAUGAAUACCCUGGCAGUGCCCCCGAUGAAGUUAGGUUUAGUCUUAUGAAUGUGGGAAAAACAUCGUAG
Molecule: messenger RNA, 3072 nt
Organism: Striga hermonthica
Lineage: Eukaryota; Viridiplantae; Streptophyta; Magnoliopsida; Lamiales; Orobanchaceae
Source: the annotation of a GenBank genome assembly